This is a messenger RNA of Effrenium voratum, 1931 nucleotides long. Lineage: Eukaryota; Dinophyceae; Suessiales; Symbiodiniaceae. The record is from the annotation of a GenBank genome assembly.
CUUCCGUGACGCCAUGAGCACACGCACCUCGGCCGUGCCGGAUGACUUCCCGCACUUCGCCGCGUGGUAUGGCCGCGUGCCCGGCUUCGAGCACGCACAGGUGAGAGCCAAGGACUUCCAUUGCCGUGACCAAGUCUUUCAUCUCCGUCAGCUGGUGGAUGCAAGGCCUGCGCGCUGAAUUACCCAGCUGUAUAGGCCCCUCUGGAGGUUACUUUUGAGAGUCACUCAAUUUGCGAGGUUGAUGAAUCCAGGGUCGAUGGGGUCCAAACCCCAAUGUCCCAUCAAGUUGGCCCCAGAAGUCUCCGCCGUUUGCGCAUCAGAUUGACAAUCAAAACCGGGUAAUGCUCGGCACGCCAUCAAUGGGUGCGGCAAGACGCCUUGAAUGGCGUUCAAUCUGAAGCGACUGAGUGGAGCGCUGCGUGCUAAGGCGUCUGUCGCCACUUUGACUUUCACGGCCAUAUGCUCAUGGGGAGCGCUGAUGGGCGGGCGUGUGCCCACGCUCAAGGAAAGACAAGCCUUCUUUGAAGCCUUCCGGAGGGCAGUGAAAGGAGGUCCCGCAAAGGGAGACCGCAGCGCGAGGCCCCUUCAGCAACUGCUGAUUUUAGGACACGGCAGCGACCUGCUCUACCUUGGAGCGCAGAAGCUGCUGAAGGCAAUUGGCCGCUGGGCCGACCACGCACGGGCCGGAGGUAGGCCCCCGACACAGCACCGGGUUUGCCGGACUAGGUAUGCCCGGGCCCUUCAGAAAUGCCUCGACCACUGGGGUUGGACCCCAGUGCCGGGGCAAUGGGCAGCUUGGAGACAAGGCAGGCAGGUGCUGGAUCUUCAGGCCAGCUACAAGGAUAGGGAAAAGGCCUUUCAUGAUUUGAGAAGCGCAUGGAGGUGUACACGCUUGGAGGAGUGGUUGAAAUCUCCCAGGCGCGACGCGAUCCUGGCCCGGCAGGAGCGAGUCCGCGCCACGGUUGGGCUUGUGGACAGGCUUCGUAAGCUGGCUUCUGUGCUUCCCGGACACGCGGUUUCGUGCAUGUGCGGGGGCAUGAGCACGGACGCAAAGUGGACACCCCGAGGCCCACAGAGAUUGACCUGUGAAUGCUGCGGAUUGGCAGUUGUGCCUUCUGUGGAUCACGUGUUUUGGGUCUGCUGCGCGUUUGCGGAACUGCGGGCGCAAACUCCAAGGCCAGUCUCCAUGCUUGCCGCCCGUGUGGGGUGGACUCAGAACCCCGACGGUGGGGAAAUAGAAAGACUCAUGAUGAUGGGUCGGAUCCGUCAUGACGAAGUGAAAUCCCGGAAAAACAGAUUUUCGUGGACCAUGGACUAGCCGUGGUGCGCCUGCUUGCCUGACUAACACGGUCAGGACAAUGCAUGGCACUAAGGUACCUCCACUGUACCACGGACCUUUUAUGUGCGGCACCCUUUUUGGUUUAUUUGUCGUUUUGGCUGCUGCCUUUUUCGGCUCUUCGGUGUGGCUUGGAUUCUGGGCUUUCCGGGGCUGGUUUUCGGGCUGGCUCCUUGGCUUGUUUUCCUUUUUCGCCACUCCGGUGGACUGAACGCUGAGGUACCAUCAGUACUUAGUACUUCGGUACGCUAAGGCACCACCGCCGCUGACGCGCUGCUGCUGCUGCUGCUACUACUGCUGCUGCAGCCCUGUGCGUUGGCGGUUCCUCUCGCUGCUAACCCUGUGCAAGGUUGCGGCGAUCCACACACACUGAGUGGAGCAUGACCUUUGCCGUUGAUUGGCCGGAUCUGAAGUGGAGUAGCGCGCAAGUCCCCAACCGUUGCAUGCAGGAAAAAAUGAUCUCAAAGGUCAACGCCUUUUGAGCUCAUCACCAAUAAGUAGACCGACCUGUCCGUUGCCUCCAUUUCUUUGGUCAAUUGUUCUAAGGCAGGAGCCUCGGACAGAUCUGAAGAUGCAUACUUCAACAAAGGAGGGC